CACUUCAGUUGUCAAAUCCAGCUGUUACGAGCUGUGCGGCGGUGCAUACGUUGCUCGUCAAAUUAUUAAAUAAAUACAAUCGCUAUUAUUAGUGCGACUAUUGUUACUUGUAGUCUACAGAGUUUGUGUUUAAUUUAAAUAAGUGAUAAUGGCACAAUCAGCUGUAGCACCGCCGAAGGAGCGAUAUGUGCCGAACGCGCUUAAAUUCGCUUUCGGCGGCCUUGCCGGAAUGGCAGCGACAUGCGUCGUACAGCCACUGGAUUUGAUUAAAACUCGGAUGCAAUUAAGUGGAGGUGGUCGCACCUCCUUCGCUGUGGCGGGAGAAAUCGUAGCCCGGGAAGGGUUUGUGUCACUCUACACGGGGCUGUCAGCUGGUCUGCUGCGCCAAGCGACAUACACGACCACCCGUCUUGGAGUCUAUAACUACCUCUUUGAUGCCUACAAAGAGAAAAAUGCCGGGGCAGCCCCUGGCUUCGGCACUAAAACGCUGCUGGGCGUGGCCGCCGGCUCCAUCGGCGCCUUCGUGGGCACCCCGGCAGAGGUCGCCCUUAUCCGCAUGACAGCUGACGGCAGACUGCCCAAGGAGCAGAGGAGGAACUACAAAAAUGUUGCUGAUGCUUUGAUCAGAAUUGUCAGAGAAGAGGGUGUUCUGAAGCUAUGGCGCGGUGCCAUGCCCACCGUUGGACGUGCUAUGGUCGUGAACGCGGCGCAGCUCAGCACAUACUCACAGGCUCGCGAGAUGUUCGUCGGCUACGUCCCGGACGGCAUCAUGCUGCACUUCUGUGCCUCCAUGAUAUCUGGACUCAUCACUACUAUUGCCUCCAUGCCCGUCGACAUCAUUAAGACUAGGAUACAAAACGCGGCUAAGGGCCAGAGUCAGCUGACAGUGGUCACAACUCUCCUCAAGAACGAAGGUGUCCUGUCCCUUUGGAAGGGCUUCCUCCCGUACUACGCGCGUCUCGGACCCCACACAGUACUAACAUUCAUCUUCCUCGAACAAAUGAACUCGGCUUACUUCAGGCUCACGUAACUUGACAAACGAAAAUGAACGCUGAGGUAAGGUGUUAAAGUCGAUAGUCGAUUGCCAUCAAAAUGUAUAAUCGGAAAUUUUGAAUUGUGGAAUGUUUUGUUCAGAAUGUACAGUCAGUAACAGAAUUCGCUUAAACAAACAGAUUUAAAAAAUACGAAAUCAAAUUAAAAGACGUUAUUGUACUAUGAGGAAUAAAAUAGUCUUGACACUUGAAGCCUCAUUCAAAUUACUGAACACCAAUUUCUACGUGACUCAAAAAACUGAUACUUUGUAAAUCUGAUUGUGAUAACCGGCUUUAUUGCUAGCUGUACUAAUUAAGUUCACAUUUUGAACUGAAAUGUUCCAAUGUAGAUAUCAUGUACAUAAAUGUUGACUAUUGAUAAUAAUAUGUAAACAUUCGUUCUGACUAUCGUAAAAUAUGAACCUAUUUCUCAGUGUGAAAAAAUCCAUCAUCCUGUACUUUUUUUACAACAUUAAUUUAAUAUCAAUGUUCUUAAAACAUUCUUAUUUAAAUUAACUCGAUUUAUAAAUAAGAAAUCACUCGAUUAAGUUAACAUAUACAUUUCAUAACGUAUUUAUAUAGAAAAUGUAUGAAUAUUUAAAGUAUAAAUGCAGUUAUAAUAUACUUCUUUUACGCUAAACUUCCAUGUAUAAAAAUGUGUGCUCUUGUGUAUGAAAUAGAUAUAUUUUUGUACCGGCCAGCUAGUUACUGAUAGCGUAUCAUCGUGUUAAUGACUUGUGUUGAUAAAUCCAAUCUGUUUAUCGCAUAUUUCGUCAUUACGUUACGUUUGAGAUCGUAAAACGUAAUGACUGAAUGAAAUAUUCGAGUAAGAACCGGGAAAAUCUAUUUUGGAACUUCGAUCGAAUGUUGCAGUUAUUUAAAACCUUUUUUUUGUAAUUUCUCUGUUGUCUUAUGAAAGUACAAGUUUAAUAUAGAUGUAAAAUAGGUCUCGAAUACAUUUUGAAUAUAACCUUGAGCUUCUAUAGCUAUGUUCUUUACAAUGUAUACAUAAUAAUGCAAAUUAACUGACCAGUAGGUAUAAUAUGUACUGGUAAGGGAGCACCAUUUGAAAUAUUAUAUGAGCAUAAUUAAUAUUCUAUAAUAAUGUAUUUAUGCUCAGUUUUAAAUAUAUGUAUCUGUAAGUUAAUAUGUAGCAUAGUCACAAAAUUAUGAUUUUCAGGGAUUAGAUAUUGAUUAAAUCAAAACGAGGUAAAAAAUGCUUAUAAGACCAGUGAUUUUUUAGGUAUUCACUUUUUUAAUUUGAAUAUAACGCACAAAUUUAAAAAUCUUUGUUAAUCAAAAAUAAGUAAAAUUACUGUAAAAUAAAAUCGACCAACCAUUUUUUAAUACCUGUACCAUACUCUAUAAAAUAUAUCAAAUAGAUCUACCAACAAACGUAUUGUCAAAGAUAAUUUUAUUGCUAUCGCAAUAUCUCGGUUAACCGGUUCUAGCUUAGCGGCAAAGAUUAACUUACCGCUCAAACUAUAAUAUAUUUUAGUAAAUGUCAGCCUUAUCUUGGACAAUACGAAACCACUUCACUCAAAACCAUAUUUGUUAAAGCACCACUUUAGGCUUAUCUAAAGUAAUUGAGGCUUUGUAUAAUAUCACCAUCAACAUAAAACCGCGCAACGCAUACUACAUUAUAAUCUUAAAAUACUGCAACUACGCCUCAAAGUCAUCCAAUUAUUUCUUAAAAUAAUUCAAUUAUUACUCAAAAUUAUUUAAUUAUUCCUUAAAAUAAUGCAAUUGUUCUUGUUUGUUAUUAGUUCAGUACACAAUAGCGUACGUUUAAUACUAUUAACUGUUGUAGUGUGUAUACACGUGUUUUUAUAAUUAGUAAGUAUAAUUGACAAUACGACAUGUCACAAUGUGACAUUAACUUUAGUAGCGAGUGAAAGCCGUCAUAAAUGUCUUUUUUAAUAUUACGCGGGCAUUAAAGAGUUAUUGUAUUUAUUUACUUAGAACCGAAAUUAUUAAGCUAUCUGUUCCUGGUUAUACCAGAUGCAAUUUAAAAUAAUGGAAAACAAAUUGGAUUGGUUAUUAAUUUCGAGCAUACAUUUAGUACAUAGUUUGCUAAUCACAUUUGGCUGAAAUGUUAAUCACUUUUUAAAUUUUAUAUUUAGUUUAAAUCAAAUACAUUUUGUUGUUACUUUUACAUUUCAAUCGUUAUUUAUAAGUACAAAUAUUUUUCCACAUAUUCGUUUCGUUUUUGGUGCAAAUGUACAAAUUUUGUUUUAAUAAGGUAGUUGAUUCAGAAUAUAUACUUAUAUAUUUAUCACAAAAAAUAAUUUUAUUAUUUUUGCAUACGAAUAUGAAACUUUUUGAUGGAUUUUACAAGUUACAUGUUAUGUCGACUUUAGAGAUUAAAUAUUGUUAUAGUUUAUUUACUUUGGCGCAAUCUAUUAUUUUACUUUUUAUAAGUUUUCUCUUUAGAUUUAUUAUUUGUUAAUUAAAAAUCAUUUUUUUACAAGUCUUCUAAAUAAUAAAAUCAAGCUUCUGUAUUUAUAUUUAAAAGCUUAACGAACAGAUUCAAUCAAUUUGGCCGGUAACAUUCACAAAUAAAAGUUUUGCUCACUGCAAAUAAUAUUUGAAAGCUUGUGCUGCGCGCAGCGAACAAUUGUUCAAGGACAACCAUUUGACCAUCUGUGGCUUACCACCUCUUGAAGUAAAUAUGUUUGUAAUUGUUAAAGAGAGAUAGCGCUCUACGUGAUCUAUGUAUUGCUCUCUCUCUUUUCUACAACUGCAAUAAUAUACGUAGUUAAGAGCCCUUUGAUCCUACCAUCUGUUCCUGAAGCUUCCCAUAAUUGUUAGACAGUAUAUUGUGAUAUAAUGCUGUUAUAUAUACUCCUAUAUUUUUAUAGCUCUGUAUGAUUUGUGACUAACGUGCGGCAAUGUUGUUAUAUACCUUAAUAAAAAAACAUUGUUUUAUA
This is a messenger RNA of Trichoplusia ni (cabbage looper), 3961 nucleotides long. Its product is annotated as mitochondrial 2-oxoglutarate/malate carrier protein-like. Lineage: Eukaryota; Metazoa; Arthropoda; Insecta; Lepidoptera; Noctuidae. Gene Ontology annotation, molecular function: succinate transmembrane transporter activity; oxaloacetate transmembrane transporter activity; sulfate transmembrane transporter activity. The record is from RefSeq and is a predicted model, not a curated record. The transcript has 6 exons. The coding region runs from base 149 to 1030 and encodes 293 amino acids. Gene Ontology annotation, biological process: phosphate ion transmembrane transport; thiosulfate transport; succinate transmembrane transport.